CACACACACACACACACACACACACACACACGCGCGCAUACUUUCACAGUGUCAGUCUGCAGUCACUGAACUCUCGCUCUCUCUCUCUCUCUCUCUCUCUGCUUCUCUGCAGGGUCGACCCCUCCAGUUUUUAGUCAGAUCCAGUUCGGUCCCGUUAACGGUCAGAGUGUUUAUCUUCUCCUGCGGUAAAACGUGCAGCAGCAGCGGUGUGUGUGUGAUGUGUGAGUAGUUGUCAGGCAGCAGCACCCUGAGGUGUCUCCAUCAUGGACCGGAUAGGUGUCUCCUUUCUGGACCCCCUGGAUGAUUACGAGUUAAUCCACAGGAUCGGGUGCGGCACAUACGGAGAUGUGUUCAAGGCUCGUAACAUCCGGACGUCCGAACUGGCAGCUAUCAAGAUUGUGAAGCUCGACCCGGGGGAUGACAUCACGACCAUCCAGCAGGAGAUUACCAUGAUGAAGGAGUGCAAACACAAAAACAUUGUGGCAUACUUCGGAAGCUACCACAGCUGCUGGAUUCUUCUCCCACUCGUGGCUCAGACAGCAGCUCACUCAUCAUUCUUUGUGUUUGUGGGCGUUCAUCGGACUUUCAGGGAGCGUCUACAUUUGUGUUUCCUUCAGACUCUUAGGGAGCGUCUACAUUUGUGUUUCCUUCAGUCUUUUAAGGAGCGUCUACGUUUGUGUUUCUUUCAGACUUUCAGGGAGAGUCUACGUUUGUGUUCAGACUUUUAGGGAGCGUCUACGUUUGUGUUUCCUUCACACUUUUAGGGAGCGUCUACAUUUGUGCUCAAACUUUUAGGGAGCGUCUGCAUUUGUGUGUCCUUCAGAUUUUUAGGGAGCGUCUUCGUUUGUGUUUCCUUUACAUAUAAACGCUUUAAUACUCAGAUGAUGUUUGUGUCU
This is a messenger RNA of Labrus bergylta (ballan wrasse), 896 nucleotides long. Lineage: Eukaryota; Metazoa; Chordata; Actinopteri; Labriformes; Labridae. The record is from RefSeq and is a predicted model, not a curated record.